AUGUGUGCAUCUCGGUUGGUUCUGUUGCUUGGGCUGCUUCUCUGUUUGGGGGCUCAGCUGUCCAGCGGCCAGCACUGGUCCCAUGGUUGGUACCCGGGAGGCAAGAGGGAGCUGGACUCUUUUGGCACAUCAGAGAUUUCAGAGGAGAUAAAGCUGUGUGAGGCCGGGGAAUGCAGCUACUUGAGACCCCAGAGGAGGAACAUUCUCAGGAACAUUCUUUUGGAUGCUUUGGCCAGAGAGCUCCAGAAGAGAAAGUGA
This is a messenger RNA of Limanda limanda (common dab), 258 nucleotides long. It is a transcript of the gene gnrh2, whose product is annotated as gonadotropin-releasing hormone 2. Gene Ontology annotation, cellular component: extracellular region. Bases 1 to 258 code for a protein of 85 amino acids. Lineage: Eukaryota; Metazoa; Chordata; Actinopteri; Pleuronectiformes; Pleuronectidae. Gene Ontology annotation, molecular function: hormone activity. Gene Ontology annotation, biological process: multicellular organism development. The transcript is spliced from 3 exons. The record is from RefSeq and is a predicted model, not a curated record.